AGGGGGAGAGAGGUAAAUAGCCUUAAAUCGGAAGGGAGCUGCUUCUCUGUGGUCUUCCACAAGAGCUGCCUGGGCUCUGCUGGCUCAGUAAUAACUGAGUGACCUUUUCUUUUGCUGUAUUAUGUCUGGCUGGUAAGGGAUUGCAUUUUGCAGCUGAUAAAGCCCUGACUUCAUUCAACUCGGCUCCUCACACGCUGCUUUAGGAGAAGAGCUACAAAGCAGCCACUGUGCUUAUUGAACUGCCUCCCCUGUAUCGCUUAAUUGAGAAGGUAUACAAAUGCUCUCAGUCCAGCCAGACACCAAGCCGAAAGGUUGUGCUGGCUGCAACCGUAAGAUUAAAGACCGGUAUCUUCUAAAGGCCCUGGACAAAUAUUGGCAUGAAGACUGCCUGAAAUGUGCCUGCUGUGACUGUCGCCUGGGGGAGGUGGGCUCUACCUUGUACACCAAAGCCAACCUUAUCCUUUGUCGCAGAGACUAUCUGAGGUUAUUUGGCGUUACAGGAAACUGUGCUGCCUGCAGUAAGCUCAUACCUGCUUUUGAAAUGGUGAUGAGAGCAAAGGACAAUGUUUAUCACCUGGAUUGUUUUGCGUGUCAACUUUGUAAUCAGAGAUUUUGCGUUGGAGACAAAUUUUUUCUGAAGAACAACAUGAUUCUGUGCCAAACAGACUAUGAGGAGGGUUUAAUGAAAGAAGGUUAUGCACCCCAGGUUCGCUGAUCUGAUGCCACAUCAUUAAGAAUACAAAGCACUAUGUUCUUUUAUCUUUUUUGCUCAACAUGUAUAUAAGAAAUGACACAGGAACCUACUGAAUAGCAUAGAUAUAGGGAGACAGAAUGGUUGCGUGAAAUAAAAGGCGGACUGCAUCUGUAUGUAGUGAAAAUUGCUCCAGUUCAGAGUUGAAUGUUAAUUAAAAAGGUACUGUACAUACAGCUGGAUUCUUUUUGCUUGCUCUUGGGGUUUUUGGUUUGUUUGGGUUUUUUGUUUCUUUUUGUGUCAUUUGGCAUGAGAUGUUUAUUUUGGACUAUUGUAUAUAAUGUAUUGUAAUAUUUGAAGCACAAAUGUAAUACAGUUUUAUUGUGUUACCAUUUGUGUUCCUGUUUGCUUCUUUGUAUUGUUGCAUUUAGUACAAUCAGUGUCUAAACUUACUGUAUAUUUAUGGCUUUCUGUAUCUACCAGCUAUUUUAAAUGAGCUGUAUCUUUCUAGUAAAAAGCAUUAAAGAGCAAAUCCCAACCAUUAUUCUACACUUAGAGCUUAAGAAUACUGUUUACAUUAAAACUAUUUAGAAAACUAAUAACUCUAGCAGCACCUGCUGCUAAUGAUGCUAUGGUUAAGGGUCUAUCAGCACUUCUGUUAAAAGCCUCUAUUUUUCAGGGGUUAAGCAUCUGCUGUUUAAUUGAAUAGAUUUUCCUUAAAGAGCACUUUUAUUUUACUACAAAAUUUUGCAAAACAUACCUGACCGGUUUGGGAUAUAUUAUAAAAGGUGCAAAAGUUAAUGAUUUUGGGUGCUGCUUUUAUGCCCCAUAGGCAUUCAAAAUGCCUGUAUUUGAUUAUUAAUUUAGCUGGAAAUUAAGCCCUAAUGCAAACCAGUGCCUCUGGGUAUCUUGUUUUAUAUAUAUAUUAAAAAAUAUAUAUGUUUUUUCUGAAAUCAUUUCACUUGGGGGGAGGGGAACAGGAGAGGACUUCUGGUCAUAUACAUUUUUAAAAGUUCUUAAAAUUUGGGGGCUCUCUCUCUGUCUCUCUUCCUUUUUUCUUUUGUUUUUGGUUUUGUUGUGGUUUUCUUUUCUUUUUUUAACCAGGGCUUAACUCCAUAAAAUUUUCCGGGGUUAUGUCCUCAACAAACCCUGGAAAAAAAGUGAAAGUAGAAGGCACCGUAAACAGCCCCCUCUGAGGGGCUGUUUACAUGAAGGAAAUGACCCUGAGCUGACACUAGGAGAGUGACUGGUUAUUAAUUACCCACCUCCCUGAAUGCUGAAGGUAAUUUAAAUGCUGUUGUAGAUGGGACAAAACUUUGAAAUACCGAUACAGAAAGUGAGAGUGACCACACUUUGACUGCACAGGUACUUUGCUGUUCAUGCCAACAUCCUACAGCUUUGUCCUAUCAAUACUGGCAAUUAAAAUCCUUCAGACAGAGGUGGAAUCACUGCUGACAGCUACUGCUGGCAGUCAGUCUGUUUUCUAGGAGAGGUGGACCUCUGUUUUUAAAGCCAUGAAGCUAUUGCAUCAGCAGGAUGUCCCUAAGUGCUCAUGCCCCUGACAGAACUUACAGGUGUUUGGCAAAGGAAAGCAGGAUGAAUGUUUUUAAAAGUUGUUGAAUGCAUAUUUAAUUCUUUUCUGUUUGGUACUGUAAUCUAUCUUGCUGGGAAACAGCCUGCAUUUUAAACAACAUAAAGGGGGAAAAAGAAAAACAGGAAGGAAAGAGAAGAGGCCCACUAUACCGUAUGUUGCCAUGAAGCUGAGCUCAUUGCUUUUAUAUAGACGAAGAAUGCUCACCCCUGCCGAAGUUGAGUGCUGUCUUUCCCUGCUCUUCCUGUCCUGUCACACAGUUUCAACAUGUGUUUCCUGGGGAUGGGGGAAGAAACUUUGUAAUGCAGUGGGGUAAUUCCUCUAGCAUAUGGUUUGGAGUACACUGCGCAGUGGUUUGACUUAGAAAUGGAUGUUUAGUUCUAAUGACUCUUGUUACUGUGUGGUUUUGUUUCUGGCUGUGAACACUUUUAAGAAUAAGCAUGGCUCACAACAUUUGACUUUGACUCAUACAAGACCAGUAAGAUAUGCAACCACACCUCGAGCUAUUCUUGUUAAUCAGAAGAAAUAGAUCCCCAUAAUUUUUCAAAUUAAAUUUAGCCCUAUUUUGUGGACUUUCUUCCUAACCUUGAGCACAAGUCUCUCUUCCACUCCGUUCUACAGUCCCUUAAUGUCUUUGCGAUGACGAAGCAGUUGAUGUCAGAGGUACUCUUAGGCUCUUCCAAAUUUACUUCAAGUGCAAUAAACAAGUUUGUCUUUUCCAUGAAGGUGAGGAUGGCCAAAAAAAAAGAAAGGAUCAUCUCAUUUUUACUCCAGUCUCAAUAUUUUUCUCCAGCCCUUGCUGUGUCUUUCAGUUAGAAACCAGAAAGAUCUCUCUUGUGUUUUUCACGAGUAGACUGGACAGAAAUCCCUGGUUCAGAAAUAGGGGUGGGGAACAGGAAAGAGGAGACCUUGGUUCUGCCUUUGACUUGCUGUAAGCUUGGGCAAGUCACUCAAUAUCUCUGUGCCUCAGUUGACCCUGUGUGCUGAACAGGGCUAAUGCAUACACUGCUUUUGUAAAGCAUUUUUGGCUCUUCAGAAAACCAAGAGCUAUGCAUGCAAAUGUUACCAGCAGCAUUCUGGGAGAAGCAGAGCAUUCAUAUGUGCAGUAGGUAACCACAGAUCUGAGGCAGGAGAGCACCAAAAACAGCUAAGCCAAUGAAAGGCUUUGUCAGGGAAGAAGGCAAUUGCACACGAAUAGAGCUGUAAACGCCAAAGCACUCUCUCAUUACCACAAAGUGCCACUGCUCACCUCUCUAUGGUGUAAAUUAAAACAGUGGAAUGGGAAAAUAGUGGCUUAUCGUUACAUGCCAUGUUACUCACAUGUGCACACGUGUUUUGGGACAUAUGCUCAAAAUGUGGAAGAAGAGGGUGAUCAUGUUAUGGAGAAAAUAAUAGCUUCACCAUUCUAUCAAACUUAAUUGACAUAAGGAUAAAAAGAUGUUGAUUGAUACACUUGUUUUAAAAGCGCUGCAAUGGUGCAGCAUUGCUUUGAGCACUUUAAGCUCUUAUAUCUUAUUCACAUAAACAUCUAAAAUCUGUAUAUAGAGGAUACAGUAUAAAUUUAGACUUGAUAUAGGUCAUAGAUCGAUUAUACACAUUUUUCUGUAUUUCAAACGUCAAUCUUGACCCGCUGUUAA
This is a messenger RNA of Pezoporus occidentalis (night parrot), 3919 nucleotides long. It is a transcript of the gene LMO3, whose product is annotated as LIM domain only 3. Lineage: Eukaryota; Metazoa; Chordata; Aves; Psittaciformes; Psittacidae. The coding region runs from base 278 to 715 and encodes 145 amino acids. Gene Ontology annotation, cellular component: nucleus. Gene Ontology annotation, molecular function: transcription coactivator activity; DNA-binding transcription factor binding. The record is from RefSeq and is a predicted model, not a curated record. Gene Ontology annotation, biological process: positive regulation of transcription by RNA polymerase II. The transcript has 5 exons.